AUGAAGAAGUACAUGUUGGCUGAUCUGAAGCUAGAGAUUCAACCUCGCGAGUCGAAAGUUUACAUCCCCUCCUGGCAUCAAAACCCUGAUCUCUCGCAGCUGAAGAAGAGCCUUAAGCGCCGUCUCAAGACUCAGCUUCUUCACUUCGAGCUCCGAGCGAAGGUUUCUACCCUCAACGAAGAGCUCUCGAAGCUCGGGCUCGUCCAGCAUGGCUUCAUGUUCAAGACGCUGGUGAGGGCGAGCCAUCUCCAGAAGCUGCGUUGGUUCAGCUUGUUCCUGCUUUGUUUUGCUUGA
Messenger RNA from Guillardia theta CCMP2712, 294 nucleotides. RefSeq lists its product as hypothetical. The record is from RefSeq and is a predicted model, not a curated record. The transcript has 2 exons. The coding region runs from base 1 to 294 and encodes 97 amino acids. NCBI's taxonomy places the organism in Eukaryota, Cryptophyceae, Pyrenomonadales, Geminigeraceae.